UUCUUUGAAAUUGGAAGAGUGGAGUCGACAUGGUCAAAAUUUUUCUUAAGUGUUUGUUAUUUUUUGCAAUUUUCCCAGCGUCACUAUUCCGCUUAGAGCAUAACACAAAGAUGACGAAGAAGGCGAUGGAGAGAGGAUUUAAGCUGAUUCUGGGUUCUCAGUCCAUGGCAAGAAAGCGGAUUCUGGCUAAGAUGGGAUAUGAGUACACCAUCGUGACUGCAGACAUUGAUGAGAAAGCUAUUAGGACAGACAAGCCCGAAGAUUUGGUUGUGGCUCUUGCUGGAGCCAAGGCAAUGGAGAUUAUAUCAAAAUUGGGAGGUGAAAGCCAGUUUGCACAAGAUCCUCAACCAACUCUAUUGAUUACUGCAGACACUGUUGUUGUGUACAAAGGUGUCAUUAGAGAGAAACCAACUAGCAAAGAAGAAGCUCGUGAAUUUAUCAAAGGCUAUUCUGGGUCACACGGAGGUGUUGUGGGAUCCGUUCUUGUAUGGAAUUUGAAAACUGGUGUUAGAAGAGGAGGAUGGGACAAAGCAGAGGUUUAUUUCCAUGAAAUACCAGAACGAGUCAUCGACGAACUUAUUGAUGAUGCAAUAACUUACACGGUUGCUGGAGGUGCGAUGCUGGAGCAUCCCCUCAUUUCACCAUUUGUCGAUUCCGUGGUGGGAGGAGUUGAUACUGUCAUGGGACUUUCCAAAGAACUCACAGAAAAAUUCAUCAACGAUGUGUUGUUGUAGCCCAACUCCUUUGAUUUAUGUAGGAAGGCUCCUUUUGAUUUAUGUAGGAAGGCUUAAAUUAAUACUUUAAGAUCUCUAAUCCCAUCAAUCAUUUAUAUUGUAAG
This is a messenger RNA of Capsella rubella, 838 nucleotides long. Its product is annotated as maf-like protein CCA_00314. The transcript has 9 exons. NCBI's taxonomy places the organism in Eukaryota, Viridiplantae, Streptophyta, Magnoliopsida, Brassicales, Brassicaceae. The record is from RefSeq and is a predicted model, not a curated record. Bases 30 to 734 code for a protein of 234 amino acids. Gene Ontology annotation, molecular function: nucleoside triphosphate diphosphatase activity.